Messenger RNA from Schizosaccharomyces cryophilus OY26, 2235 nucleotides. RefSeq names its product group I intron splicing factor. NCBI's taxonomy places the organism in Eukaryota, Fungi, Ascomycota, Schizosaccharomycetes, Schizosaccharomycetales, Schizosaccharomycetaceae. Gene Ontology annotation, molecular function: protein binding. The transcript has 2 exons. The coding region runs from base 786 to 2207 and encodes 473 amino acids. The record is from RefSeq and is a predicted model, not a curated record.
CCCAAUUUUGAACCACAGCAGUUACCAAUUUGUUCACAGCAACUGAAAUUUGCAAGGCUAAUAGAAACGUUUAGGCUGAAUUUAUAAUUUAACUAGUUAACAAACAUUCUAGGAAUGCAAUAAAGAAAAGUGCAAAACAAUAGAAUACAGUCGCACAUGGCGUUCAAAUGGUUAACAUCGCGAAAUAUCCAAAAAAUUGCUAAAGUACAUUACUCAUUACCGAAAGUGCUUAAAAUAAAUAGGAAUUACUGUCAUAUAUUCCAAUGGCGACGUAAAUUCGAUGAAAAGCAUGGCCUUCGAUGCUUUGCUUCCAACUUAGCAUCCUUAGAGGCCGCUCAGCGAGAACUUGAUCAAAAGAUUAAGGACCUAGAAAAAACUUAGAACAAAUAAGAAAUAAUCGAAUUAACGACUCGCCCUCUAUUGACUUAUCAGAAAAGGACUUGGAGCAAGUUCUUUAUUCUAUUGAACAAGCAGACAAAACCAAUGCCAAAGUUGCAACUCAGGACGAACAAAAAGCUUUGCCUGACGCUAGUUUCUAUUUGGGACCUAUUCUUUCAGAAAGGCUACAACUUGACCAUAAUGAUACCGACACAUAUAGUUCCCUAACAGCUGUAGGUAAUGAUCGCAAAUGGUUGAAGUUUAAUGAGAAAAGUAAAGAAAAGUUUGACGCUUGGAAACAGAAAGUCGUUGCUUUACUAAAUGACCCAAAUUGCUUUCAAGGAGUCUCUAAAUCGCAAGUAGAAUACUUUGUCGCAGCAUUACCUACUACGUUGAAGGUAAAUAAUAUGCAGCGAAUCCUUGAGAACCUUGGAAAUACAAAUUUAGGCAUUUGGCACGAAUUAUGCUAUCAGUUCAUGGUUGCGUGUAAUAGAAAGAAGUUACCUCUUAUGUCUUUGGAAGUUUUGAAACGAUAUAACAACAUUGGUUCUACCUUACAUUCAGAUUUGUGCUGUGCACAAGCAAUUGCGUUAACCCAACUUGAACGCUACGACGAAUUAAUGGAGCUUGUCCAGCGUUAUCAAAAUGAAAUGAAAUUACCUGAGCAUUCGUUUUUAAGCGUUUGCUUGGGCUCCUUUUGCAAAGCUCAAAUGACUCAACAAGCAAUGUCUCUAUUUGACUAUAUGAAGUUCGUCUCAAUUAACACAGCUCCAGAUAAUCGCGAUUAUGAUUCCUUAAUAUAUCUUUGUGCAAUUCAAAAAAGACCAGAGAAAGCUCUCGAGCUGUACAACGAUAUGAUUAAGCGACCUAUAAAUCCAUUGAAGCCAACCGAGCUUACAAUCAAUAACUUAAUUCAUGCUUUAUCGGCGGACAAAAAGUAUCAUCCUUUUGCUUUUGCUUACCUAUCAGAGUUCUCAAAGUUCGGUUUAACCCCGAACGCACAAACAUCUUUUGAGCUUUUAAGAUUUGCUGCUCAAAGCGGUAACGUCAAUGCUUUAAAAAACCUGUAUUCUGAAUACUGGGUUCAAAGUCCAGUUUUACCUAAGAUUUGCAGUAUUGAACGAUUAUUCAAUUUUGCUUACAGAGCUUACGCAAAUGCCAAUGUACAGGAAUCUUCUGUGAUUCCAAGUUUCGAUAGGAUCCGGGAAAUUGCGAAAAAAAAUUUAGGAGAAGAUGAAAGCUAUAGGUUGCCAUUUGGUUUACGGAAUAUAAGUACGAAAUCGGAUUUAUUUUACGCUGCUGUGUAUACACGCGAGUACACGAAGAAGUAUCACCCCGAAGUCGUUACCAAAACAAGUUUAUCUUACUUAAAUGUAUUUUCAACACAAAAGAAUUUAGAACUUUUCAAACAUGUCUAUUCUACAGAAUUUUGUCAACCUGAUUUCAUCGAAAAACUGGAUACGGAAAAGCAAUUUAUCACAAAAAGGAACAUAUUAGUCUAUUAUUUCGCAAUUUACGUUUCUAUACAAUGCAAUGACUUUAUUUUUGGAUAUGGUGCUUGGCAAGAUUAUUACCGGUAUAAGGAUACGGGUAUUAUACCUGCUGAUUUAAAGGGAUACGAACAAAAAAUUACUACGCUUAUGAUUUCUCUGUUUUCUAAGCAUGGGUUCUUAGAAUUAGCAAGGAAGUUAUUAGUAGCUAGUCUUAAUCAAGGAUGGGAAUGGACACCUCAUUCAUUGGGACAUCUAAGAAGGCUUGCUACUCUUAAAAAGGAUCAUGCAACAGUACAAUUAAUUGACGGUAUUACCGGGAGACAAAUUUUAACUUAGACAAGAAAUUUAUUAAUAUAUUAACAUA